Molecule: messenger RNA, 5281 nt
Organism: Schistosoma turkestanicum
Lineage: Eukaryota; Metazoa; Platyhelminthes; Trematoda; Strigeidida; Schistosomatidae
Source: the annotation of a GenBank genome assembly
AUCAUUCAUAAGUAUAAAAUAUUUUUUGGGAAUUUUCUAUUGUAAAAGAUUCCUAUGAGUUUAACUUGUAAUAUUCGUAAUUUAGCUGGUCAAGUUAAGAAUAAAUUAGUUGGUGAACGUAGACGAUCAUCAAGUUCACAUGAAUCAAAUACUUCUGAAGAAACUGCUAGUAAACAUCGUAGACAUAUUAGCAUUCAGUCGGAGCAACAACAAAAACAACAACAACAAAAUCGAACAGCCACAACAAUCACAACAGUAUCAUCACAAAAACAAAGAACACAUCAACAAAACACUACACUACACACCAAUAAUGAUAAUAAUAAUACUAAUAGUAAUAUAACUAACAGAUCAGUGCAACUAGAAUCGAAUAAUGCGACUGAUAAACAAUUACAUAAACCACAAUGUCAAUUAGUAAAAUCAACUUGUCAUUGUCAAGUUAGUUGUACAAGUUCAAAUCAAACAAAUUGUACCAUAUCAAAUAAUAAUAACAAUAGUACUAAUAACAUCCAAUCUACAUCUCAUUUAUCAUGUAUGCAUAAAACACAAAAUCUACCGACUCAGAAACUAUGUAAACAAAUCAAUCCUACUAUGCUUAUUCCAUCGACUAUUUUACGUGAACAAUUACAAAAUAAUUAUUCAGAAAAUGAGUUGGAUAGUAAUAAUAAUAAUAGUAAUAAUAACACAACACAACAUCAUCUUUGCAGUCAAAAUCCUCGAUGUCAUCAACAGCAUCAUUCUAAACAGCGUGUAGUAUGUGUUUCAAGUAGUGAACAACAUUCAAAGCAUGAUAUAAAUCGUAAUGAAUCGCAACAAAACAUUAAAGUCUCACCCAAAUCUUCUCAUAUCAAUAAUCAAGCAUGUGACCAGCAUAAAGUAACUACUGGCAAAGAAAAUACAAACAACCCGACCAUUGCUAUUAGUACUGUGGCAUCAACUUCUAAUCAUAAUCAUAAAAUGUUUAGUUCUCAUCAAAAUUCUGACAUGAAUUUAUAUCGAGCCACCACUGAUUAUCCAUUAAUCAAUAAAUGUCAACAACCACAACAACACGGGUCGACAUAUUUCAUUCCAAUAGUACCAGAUCUAUCUAUUCCACAGGAUGAAACACGUUCAGGUAGUUUAGGCAGUGCAUAUCCUACUCAUUGUAUGCCUUAUCAUUUUGGACAUAGUAAAUAUGCUUUAUUUCAUGGACACAAUCAUCAUCAUCAUCAUCAUCACCAACAUCAACAUCAACAUCAACUACUUCAUCGUCAUUCUCAUAAACAUAAUCAUGUUAAUAUUAAUAUCAUUGAAAAUAAUAAUAACAAUAAUAUAAAAUCUAUUCAUAGCAAUGAAUAUAAUCCAAGAUUAACCAUGAGCUAUUCGGAACUAUUAAAUUCAUUAGUACCACAACAUUGUCAAAGUCAAUUUAAAUUAUGUGGAGUUGAUGUCAGCAAUAAUAAUAAUAAUAAUAAUAAUAAUAAUAAUAAUAGUAAUGCUACUGAAGUUGCUAAUAAUGUUACCAAUGAAAGAUUAGAUCAUUUAACUAAAUCGCAAACUAUAAAUUCCAACCCUUCGAAUAAUCCAUGUCAGAGAACAUUGAAUAUCAGUCAACAAUUUGAUAUUGAUCAUAAUCAAAUUAAUACUAAUAAUAAUAAUAAUAACGAGAAUAAUAAUAAUAGUAAUAAUAAUAACACCGAUGAUAUUUCAUGUAAUCCACAAGUAGUAUUAAUAAAUAAUACUGAAAUUACUGACACUGAUGAUAUAAGUCAAUCGAAUUCUUUGCCAAUACCAAUACAACCAAUCAUAAAACAUAAUCCAAUAUCAUUAAUAAAAGAACAAAUUAUCAAUCAAAUAGAAUUGAAUCCACCUGUUCUACCUACACGUACAAGUUCAUUAAUUAUGAAUAAUAAAAAAUGUCCAUCUAAUCGAAUCAAUAAAACAACGAACAUAAAUUUGCCAUCAAUUUUAACACCUUGUCCUUCUUCUUCUCCUCCAUCAGCAUCAUCACCGUCAUCAUCAUCCAAUAAUCAUCAUAAUCAAAAUUAUUUUAUGCAAAAAAGUAUGAUUGAUUAUUCGAACAAUUUUGAUUUGAAUUAUACGACACAUUUUACUAUGAAUAAUUUAAGUCAAUCACAACAUUUAAAUUUAACACAAACUAAUCAUUUACAUCAUAAUCCUAAUAAAUUGUCAUCAAAACGUAGCAUAACCAAUGAUCGAUGCUAUGAAAAUACAUCUGGUUCAAUGACAGUCAAUGGAUCCAUUGAAACAUUAUCCAGUAAUGAAUUAAUGAUUAAAUCCUAUUCACAACAAUCACCAUUACCAUCUCAUCAUGAUGAAUUAUUAUUAUUAUCAUCAUCAUCAUCAUCAAUGCUACGACCAACAACCUCUUCAUCUUCAUCCUCUCCAGAUGGUCAUCAUCGUAAUGACCCAAUCAAUACGCAUCAAUCCAUUGAACGAUCAUCAACUAUCACGUUAACAACUGAUUCAUCAAAUGAGAAACAAGUAAAUUCUGCAAAUCACUCACAAACUACUUGUAAUAAAUCAUUGAUUUCUGAUCAUAUUCCAUUAAGUCCAUCCUGUGGUGCAUUAGAACAAUUUAUGCCAACAAAUCAUGCUUCUCGACUAUUAGGUCGUAUGUCUGAUAAACUACGUGAUGGUCGAUUAGCUGAUGUGAUUUUAAUUGCUGGUGGAAAAUUCAAUGCCAAUAAUAAUAAUAAUAAUAAUAAUAAUUCAACCACAUCAACCAAUACAAAAUGUUCAAAUGUAAGUAUGGUGGAUUCAAUGUUGGCAUUAAAUAACACUGAUAAAUCUGAUUUAACUAAUGAUGAAUUCAUUAUUCGCAUACCUGCACAUCGUGUUAUAUUAGCAGCAGCAAGUGAUUAUUUCGCUGCAAUGUUUGGUAAUGAAUUAAAAGAAGCUACGGAACAAGAAAUAUGGAUUCAUGAUGUUGAACCGAAUGCAUUGAAAACAUUGAUCAAUUAUAUUUAUACAGGUUAUCUAGAUUUACGUGAAGAAACUGUAGGCGAUUUGCUGGCGGCAGCUUGUUUUCUACAAAUCACUGAAGCAUCAGAAGCAUGUGAACGAUUUUUAACUGAACAUUUAGAUGCAACAAAUUGUUUAAGUAUGUCACGUUUAAGUGAACAAUAUGGAUGUGAAUUAUUGAGAAAAUGUUCUACAAAAUUUGUACUAGAACACUUUUCAGAUGUUGCUCAACAACCUGAUUUUCUAAAUCUGAGUUUUAAAGAACUCGUGGCAUUAGUUUCAUCUGAUCGUUUAAAAGUAUCCAAUGAAGCUACAGUCUUUGCUGCAUGUUUACGAUGGAUCAGAAAUGCUAAACAGAAGGAAUGCAAGACAGAAACUUAUGGAAGCGAACCAUUAUUGGUUAGCUUACUAAAGCAUAUACGAUUGACGCAACUACCUCCACGGCUUUUGAUUGAUGUUUUAGAAAAAGAAACACUAUUUCAAGAAGAUUUUCAAGCUAUUCGUUUAAUCAUAUCUGCUCUGCGUGUACAUUUCUCUUCGGAAUCAUUUUAUUCACAAAUUCAUAAAACUCAAACAAGAACUAAUUUAGACUGUUGCCUUAAAAAUACUACAUCAAUAAACAAUACUAAUGAUAUUACUAGUAUUAAUCAUAAUAGUAAUAAUAAUUUAUUCAAUACAAAAACGUCGUCAUUAACAACGACUGAUACUCAACAAAAGUCUGGAGAAACUACUAGUAAUACUAGAAAUGAUAAUAGCAGCAGCAGUAAUAGCAGUAGUAGUCGAACUCACUAUUAUAAUCGAUAUCAUCAUCAUCAUUCAGAUCAAUUGUAUCCAUCACCACAAAUCAAUAAUAGAAUAUCUGAUCAUCAAGCUGUAAUAAAUUGUCCGGAAAAUUUUAAUCAAAUCACUAAACCAAGACCAUCAACAAUUGGUCGUUUAUGGGCAUUAGGAGGUAAAACAAUGACAACAACACGUGCAUUACAAGAAAUACUUGAAUAUGAUCCAUAUUGGAAUACUUGGCGUACCAUUGGUCAAUUACCAGGUCAAAGACAACAAUGUGGUUGUACUAUAUUAAUAGAUGGACGAUUAUUAGUUGUUGGAGGUCGAGAUGAAUUGAAAACUUUAAGUACUGUUGAAUGUAUCAAUAUUGAAGAAUUAUCUCAACCGAAUGAAUGUACAACAGAUUAUGGGAAAAAAGAAACAUCGUCAAAAUCUAGAACAAUUAGAAAUCGUCCAAGACAGAAUAGUGCAGAUCGCAGUGAAAUUGACGCUAAUCAAGUUGAAUUAUGCAUUGAAUCGUCUAACACUACUCUUACUCCUACUACAGCAACAGUAAUGCUAAGAUCAGAACAACAAGAACAAUGUAAUUCACGCAACUGCACUACAUCAUCGACCAAUAAAGAAAUACAAAGUAAAGAAGAAUAUGGUAGUUGGAAAAUUGUUUCAGCAAUGGCAACACAUCGGCAUGGUCUAGGUGUAGCUGUUUUGGAAGGUGUUGUCUAUGCAGUUGGUGGACAUGAUGGAUGGUCUUAUUUAAAUACUGUGGAACGAUGGAAUGGUAAAGCUAAAGCUUGGUCACCUGUAACUCCAAUGGCUGUACAACGUAGCACAGUUGGUGUUGCUGUUUUAGAAGGAUUAUUAUAUGCUGUUGGUGGUCGCGAUGGAAGCGCUUGUCUACGGACAGUUGAGAGAUUCAAUCCACAUACACAACACUGGUGUUUUAUUGCCCCUAUGUUACAUCGUCGUGGUGGAGUUGGAGUAGGAGCUAUUGGUGGACGCUUGUAUGCAGUUGGCGGUCAUAAUGCUCCGCCAAAUCAGCCUCAUGCAUUACGAACAGCUAGUGUUGAAAUGUAUGAACCACGUACUGAUAUGUGGACGGAAGUGUGUGCCUUAUCAUCUCCAAGAGAUUCGAUUGCUGUGGCUCCACUCGGUUACAAACUCUAUGCUUUAGGUGGACAUGAUGGACAAGCUUAUACAGAUCGUGUGGAAGUAUAUGAUCCAGAAGAGAACAAAUGGACGGAAGUAGCUCCACUGCCAAGUGGACGAGCAGGAAUCGCUGUAGCAGCUAGUGGAUCAGGUGUGACUGAUCCGAAUUUCAGCAUGAAAUUAUCCUCCUAUCAUAAAAUAGAUCCACUUAUUUAAUCAAUUAAGACCACAUCUUUAAUAGAAAACCUAAUGAAACACAAUUCGGUUAAACAAAACACCGAAAUAUUUAAAAUGUUUGUAUAUUUUAAUCAUUCGUUUCAUUCAAUUUAAUUGACUCAUUUAACUGCUGAUUUUUUUUAAAAAAAGUAAUAAAAACCAGAAUAUCAUUGUCGAA